This is a messenger RNA of Silurus meridionalis, 2067 nucleotides long. RefSeq names its product ADP-ribosylation factor-like 8A (gene arl8a). The record is from RefSeq and is a predicted model, not a curated record. The transcript has 7 exons. Gene Ontology annotation, molecular function: GTPase activity; GTP binding. Gene Ontology annotation, cellular component: lysosomal membrane. Gene Ontology annotation, biological process: protein transport; anterograde axonal transport. Bases 339 to 899 code for a protein of 186 amino acids. Lineage: Eukaryota; Metazoa; Chordata; Actinopteri; Siluriformes; Siluridae.
GGGGGCGCAGUCUGGAGGGAGACUUGAGGCGCUGCUCUUCUUCUGUCCUACUCUAAUCCAUCCAACCCGCAUUGUUUAGGAUCAGCUGUGUGUCCGAAACCCCACCCAGGCAAGGGCGAACACACACGCGCGCGCGCGCAGUAAGAGAUUAAUUCGGAACCCAGCCGCAGUGGACCGGAACCUGAGUGUCGAGCUGUUUUCUGUCCUCUUGUUUUCUUUUGCGUUAAAGCCGGAAGAUUUUAUCCCUUCAUCCUUCCUCCAUCCUCCAGGCCGCAGUCAGCUGAUCGAUACACACACUACCGCCUUCAUCACCAUCAUCGUCCAGCUCCAGCACCAGGAUGAUCGCGUUAUUUAAUAAGCUCCUGGACUGGUUCAAAGCUCUUUUCUGGAAGGAGGAGAUGGAGCUCACACUGGUGGGCCUGCAGUAUUCCGGGAAGACCACCUUCGUCAACGUGAUCGCGUCAGGACAAUUCAGCGAGGACAUGAUCCCCACUGUCGGCUUCAACAUGCGGAAGAUCACCAAAGGCAACGUCACAAUUAAGCUGUGGGAUAUUGGUGGGCAGCCACGCUUUCGCAGCAUGUGGGAGAGAUACUGCAGGGGAGUCAGUGCCAUUGUGUAUAUGGUGGACGCUGCAGAUCCGGAGAAAAUUGAAGCAUCUAAAAAUGAGCUGCACAACCUGUUAGAUAAACCUCAGCUACAGGGAAUACCUGUUCUGGUGUUGGGCAAUAAGAGGGAUCUACACGGUGCACUGGAUGAGAAGGAGCUGAUUGAGAGGAUGAACCUGUCUGCCAUUCAGGACCGGGAGAUCUGCUGCUACUCCAUCUCAUGUAAGGAGAAGGACAACAUCGAUAUCACACUACAGUGGCUGAUUCAGCACUCCAGAACCAGGCGGAGCUGAGAAGCUUCUGAUUGGAGAAACAGUAUCAUGUGACCACAUGUAUGCCAAGUCCCACCCCCUUGGGUUCAGGCCCCUCCCCUGCUCUAACUGGCUAAAUGCCUUUCAUUCCUGUAGAAAUUGUGAUCGAUUUGAUUUGCACUGUUUACAGUUUUAUGUUUGUUUAUUUGUAAAACUUUUGCAUUUUUUAUAAUAACGAGAUUAUUCAGACCAGAUGGAUUUCGAAUGUUGAUUUUUUUUUUUUUUUGUUUGUGUGUUUUAUGAUAAAAACAUACACUGAAAUAAUAAAAUGAUCAAUGAAAUCACACACACACACACACACACACACACACACACAACCCCUUCAGAACCCAGACUGAGAGGACAUCAUGAUUCAGUCUAACAUGUAUUGAUUAGUAUCAUGUUUGUGUGUGUUUAAAGGAGAGGCUAAUGUAGCUAACAGGUGAUAGUGUAUAGCAUCGUGUGUAUAAUCUUCAGCAUGCAGUAAACUUUUAAUGGUUGUGUAUCAGUAACGACAUGACGUUCCUCUGCCUCACCUUUUUUCUUUUCCUGCGCGUGUGUUGUGUAUUUUUAAGACUGUUUCAUUUCUUUAAACAUUUAACUCCUUGAAACACACACACACAGUCAUGGUUCUGUUUGGUUUCAUUGCUCAGUAUGUGUAUUGUUGUUAGAAGGAACCCCCACCCGCAUAUACACACACACACACACACACCGAAAUCUGGGAUUUUAAAUCUGUGUAAUCAGAUGUGUAUUAAUCUAGGGAUGAGAUGGGAAAUGAAACAGAUGUAGGUCAGGGAGUUCACUGUCUCCUCACUUUAAGGUAAAAUAGUGUUGAAGUUCCAGUCCACCUUAAAUAUGUUGUCUUUUGACCCCGAGUCCAGAUGUUGGAGUCAUUUAUUUACAGAAAUGAAAGAUUCCACUGAAAGUCCAGUCCAGGUCUUUCCUCUUUAACUUAUUUCUCUUUCUGAGACCAGCAGCGUUAGAUCUCCAUGUCCACGCGUGUACAGGUCGGGAUUUUUCAGACACGCGGUUGAUUUUAAAAACUCACCCUAUUUUUAACUUGAUGUUGUAAAUAACAACAAAAUCUCAAACACCCUUUGUCUGACUGGACUCCGUUGUGAUAUCUGUGAUGAAAUUUAAUCAAAAUAAAAGACUUCAUGGUUUAGAGUAA